AGAAGUAAAGAUUCGGCGUAACAUAUCAAAUAUCCACCAGCUUGUUUCAUCCACUCGGUCCUUGAAGAAGAGUGAAGAAGUUGACUCGUUUAAUCAUCGUGAAACUUAUACAGGAUGAAGCCCAUCACAACGAAGAAGAUGAGGGAUGAUGAUGUAGGUGAGGAUGAUGAGCCGUUAAGCCCGGCUGCACGGUUGUUUCAGUCGAGUCAACUAAACUGCUCCAUCGUCAUCGUCUUGGGCUCCCACACCUUCAUCGAUGUUGAUGCUGUUAAGUCCGGCUUCCUCAAUUCUAUGGCCAAGCAUCCUCGUUUCUCCAGUUUGUUUGUAACUGAUGAUAAGAAUGGUGGGAAAAUGAGUUGGAGAAGAACAAAAGUAGACAUACAUAAGCAUGUGAUUGCUCCGGAGUUGGAUCCAAGCAUGGAGUUAGCUGACAGUUUUGUUGAAGAUUAUGUAUCGAAUCUUACGAAUACGGGAUUGGAUCUUACAAAGCCAUUGUGGGAGCUUCAUGUUUUGAAUGUCAAGACAUCGGAUGCUAAUGCAACUGCAGUACUUAAACUUCAUCAUUCAAUUGGAGAUGGAAUUUCUAUAAUGUCUCUAUUUUUAGCUAGUAGCAGAAAGGCUUCUGAUCCCGAAUCAAUGCCAAGUCUUCCGAAGAAAAAAAGGCCAGGUGGCUUUUGGAGUAAUUGUCAUGGUUUCUGGGGGGUUCUGUUUACUGUUUGGACCAUGAUUUUAAUGGUUUUUAACACUUUGGUGGAUGUUAUGAAUUUUGCUGCUACUGCUUUGUUCUUGAAAGACACAGACACUCCACUCAAAGGCUCUGCAGAGGAUAUUGGACUGAGUCGUAAAAGAAUCGUUCACAGAAUCGUUAGUUUAGAUGAUAUAAAGAUGGUGAAAUCUGCAAUGAACACGACAAUUAACGAUGUUCUGCUAGGAAUAACAAUGGCUGGCCUAUCUCGCUAUCUUAAUGGGAAAUAUGCAACAAGAAGUUAUCAGAAUGAGAGGGACCAAGAUAGAGCAAGCAAAAAGGGGAACCAUCUGCCUGCCAAUAUUCGUUUCCGAUCAACUUUAUUAUAUAACCUUAGACCAUCAACCGGAAUUGAGUCAUUGGCUGAGAUGAUGGAAAAGGAGUCCAAAGUGAGGUGGGGUAACCUUAUUGGUUAUGUUCUUCUUCCGAUUACCAUUGCCUUACCUGAUGAUUUACUAGAUUAUGUUCGCAAGGCCAAGGCCAUUGUUGAUAGAAAGAAGCUCUCCUUUGAAGCUCUAUGCUCCUUUUCUGUAGGCCGGGUUAUACUCGAGUUAUUUGGACUUAAGAGAACUUCUUAUGUGAUGCACAAAAUCAUAUCAAACACAACGAUGUCCUUCUCAAACGUUGUUGGUCCGCAAGAAGAGAUUAGCUUCUACGGCCAUCACUUGUCUUACAUUGCUCCUAGUGUGUAUGGACAACCACAAGCAUUGACAGUACAUUGGCAGAGCUAUGCGGACAAAGUAAUACUUGUAUUAGCAGUUGAUCCAGAUGUGAUACCUGAUUAUAACAAUCUUUGUACUGAUUUUGAGGCAUCACUUAAACUCAUCAAAGACGCUGUCAUUCAAAGUGGAGCAACCGUCCGUGUGCAAGCCAAAACCGGUCAUAAACAGGACUAGGCAUCAAGCAACAUAAACAAUAGGAACACACACACACACACACACAUGUUUCUGAAAGAUUCUGUACACAAAAUGAAUUUAGGUAAAAUGAUUAGUAUCGAGCGCAGUUGAAUAGGUCAAGUGGUGGAUUUAUCCUUUCUUGUUCCGGGACACCCGGGUUCAACUUUCGCUCACCCCGAGAAGUAUUAGAACAUAUACUCAUUUGUAAGGCAUAUAAGCCUAAUUUGUCAAAAAAAAAAAAAAAAGGUAAAAUGAUUCAUAUCCGAAACUAUAUUAUGCAUUUUGAGCAACAUUUUGUCAA
This is a messenger RNA of Daucus carota subsp. sativus, 1942 nucleotides long. Its product is annotated as wax ester synthase/diacylglycerol acyltransferase 11. Gene Ontology annotation, cellular component: plasma membrane. The transcript has 7 exons. Gene Ontology annotation, biological process: triglyceride biosynthetic process. Gene Ontology annotation, molecular function: diacylglycerol O-acyltransferase activity. The coding region runs from base 115 to 1641 and encodes 508 amino acids. The record is from RefSeq and is a predicted model, not a curated record. NCBI's taxonomy places the organism in Eukaryota, Viridiplantae, Streptophyta, Magnoliopsida, Apiales, Apiaceae.